GGAAUUUGAAGUUGGAUAGAAACGUGUAUCUUCUCUUAGCUGUAGACGUGGCAUCAUUGUGCGUUCUCUUCCGUUUCGCAGUUUAGAAAUUAGUUUUUUUAGCAUAUUUAAGUCGACGUCUAGUCGCGCCUAGAGUGAGCUCUCGAGCUCAUGGCAGACAGACGGCUUUCCGAGUCGUCUCGAUGCUCUGCUGAGCAGACCUUAGAAGUGACCAAAUCUCGCGAAAUGUCGGCACGUGAGUCAUCCUCUGUUGGCAGUGCAGAUGUGACUGCAAAAGGUUUGUCGACGACCGAGCUAGAUGCCUCUUCCAACAAAAACAGCAGUGAAGAGAGUCGCGGGACUGGCGAGGUGUCAGCAAUUAAUUCAACUACCGUGAUGGUAGGCUCACAUAACGUCAGUAAUCAUUAUCAUUGCGACAACAGCGUAGUAGAUUCUCCUCACAAAUACCCAGCAACAGAGUUCUCAUCAAGUACACCAUCUUGUAGACGACCAAGUACAUCUGAAGUCUAUGAUAAUUAUGAGCCAUCAGCAAAACGAGCUCUGUUGACUCAGGAAGAAGUCUUAUAUAGCUUUCAAGGAGUGACCUUUAAGCCAGAAUCUGGUCCUCUUGUGUUAUUUCAAUUUAAUAAGACUACAGGUACUAAAGAUCCUGAGAGCUGCUUCUUCACAACGUCAAAAGCUGAGAAGAAGUUUGGUGAAAGUUUCCAUGAUGAAACAAUGCACCAAGUGGAUUUGCCUACUUUUCGUACCCUAGAAACAGAAGCAGGACAAUUGUUUACACAGGUCAAUGAGCGUAAACGUCUUAGCAACAUCAGAAUGGGGCAAAAACUUCAAAAGCUUGCCCUUAUGCGAGAUGUCCAUAAGUCCAUAACAACCUACAUGUCCAUCUUAACAAAAAAGAAGAUAAGCAAAGAACAAUCAAAGUUACUUGCAGAAGUCAAUGGGACCAUCAUUGGAUGGUUAGAUGGUGACAAGCAGAAAUACUGCCGUCACCAAAUGCCAUGUAAAGUCCAACAAUCAAGAGACGGCACCCUAACAUACAUUUGCCAAAAAGAAAAAGAGAACGAUGGCUGUAAACAUGUAAGGCACUGUUGGAUGUCUUUUUAUGAAAAGGAAAAUCCACAACAGUAGCACAACACUUGAACAGCAAUUCCCCAAACUUGAUUUUCCUAUAUUUUAGCUACAUCAAUAGACAGUAUUCUGUAACACCCUCUAGCAGCAAGGCACUGUGAUUAGUUUGCUUAUUUUUAGCAAUAGCAGCUGAUUGCUAAUUUAUAUUAAACAUAAAUCUGUCU
Messenger RNA from Corticium candelabrum, 1295 nucleotides. RefSeq lists its product as uncharacterized. The record is from RefSeq and is a predicted model, not a curated record. Bases 151 to 1131 code for a protein of 326 amino acids. NCBI's taxonomy places the organism in Eukaryota, Metazoa, Porifera, Homoscleromorpha, Homosclerophorida, Plakinidae. The transcript is spliced from 6 exons.